Molecule: messenger RNA, 8264 nt
Organism: Amoebophrya sp. A120
Lineage: Eukaryota; Dinophyceae; Syndiniales; Amoebophryaceae
Source: the annotation of a GenBank genome assembly
ACUGCCUCUCUGGCUCGUCGUCCGCAUCCCGUGUUUUUCCUUCAUGGUCUGCCUUUGGGUGUUGGACGCCGGUGUGACCGCUGGGUUGUUCCGAGAAUUUGCACUUCCCGACUUCGUGCGGAAACAGGCUGUAGCCGUCUGUCAGAGCGUCAACGCUGCGCUGAAGUUUCUAUAUUCAAGCGCACCCGCGCCUGGUUCUUCCAUGUCCGCCUCAGGUUCACGACGACAACUGCGCCUCGAAAGGGAAACUACAACUACAAUAAGCGAAGAGCACCCGGCGCCCAACAAGGAACAAAACAAGCAUGCGCACCGCAGACAGGGAUACACCGAGGCGGAUUGGGCAAAGUGGCAGGCUAUGACGUGGGAGGAACAGUCUGCCUACUGGAAGCAACGGGAGGAGGAGAAAAAGCUGCGUAAUGAACGGUGGGAAAAAGAGGAAAACCUGCGAAAUAAGCUGUGGACUCUGGAGAAGGAAGUCAGAAACCUCAUCUGGGACCUCGAAGACGGCUACCGGAUCAUCUGGAGGGACCAGUCCCCGAACUCCUUUCUCGAGAUGCCAGACGUCGUCAAAAUGUUCGAGAAACUAAAGCACCAGCAGGCCCUCGCGCUCGCUGGUCAGCAGCAUCUACUUCAGAACGGGACGCUGACGGGACAAGAAGGCAAAAAUGGAAUAAAUGCGGGCGUACUACAAAAAAACAAAAAUCUUACGCCGCUCUCUGGGCCGCUGAGUGGAGAGCUGGCCGCGCUACUGCAGGAGAAGGUGGGUCGCGGCCUGCAAAACCUGCAAUUUCGCGAAACGAUCUUAGACGGAGUGCUAGACAGCCUGUUGCGGCAAGAAUUGGCCCAGGCCAUCACGGAUAAAUUGCACCGGAAGGUCACAGUACAGAACCUUUUGCCGAUCGAGACCGUGGGAGGCCUUCUGCAGAUGGUGCAGUCGGCGGAAGUAAUCAGCGCCUCCAGCAAUGAGAUGGACCAGUUCGUCGCGAUUGAAGACACGAAAGACGGCGCCGACACGACAACUCGCAGCGCUGACGGUCGCGGCGCAAUGUGGUUUGUGGGGGCCCACCACCAGCCCAUGGGCAGUUGGACGGUUGCGACCACUAGCAGUUACGAUUUGGCGAUACUGAAUGCCGCGUUGCACGAUGUGCUCCAGAAACACCCCGCGCUGCGCACGAUCCUUGCCGACGGUGAUAUGUUCUUGCGACAGAUCGAACAACCCGCGACCCAGUGGCGACUGUUGGCCCCCAUUCUGCAGCGGUCUGCGCAGCAGAUGAAACUCGGGAAACUAGGGGAGGACCCAUCACAGCAGCCAAGCGGGAACAGUAGUACGUUGUAGCUGCUACAUGUUGUCUGCAUUCUAAAUUUCCCUGUUUUUGCCCUAUUUCGUCCCGUCGGUAAACUCAUUUCAUGGCCGCGGAUGCGAACGAAUGCUUUAGACCUCCCACAGUGAAAUAUGAUUGUGCUUGUCGAUCACGCUAGGCAUAUGUGGUGCAGCCGGAGAACAAGCUAUGUUUGUUGUAUUUGCAGAUAUUGGACGUCGAACACCCUAAAGCUUGAUAAAGGUGAACAAAAAAAAGAAGCGCAUGUCCUUGUAAUACAAACUUUUCAGGCACCUCCGUAGCUUGUCCCGCAGAUCAUGGAAACAAUUGGUUUGUCCAGGCUUUCGCGUUUUGCGUCGACGCUGUGGUUGCGAUCGUGAACGCCUCAUGGCAGGUGACGUGGCCAAAAAUGGUGGUGCGGGAUUGCGCGGACCUUCGAACGGCUAGCUCGAAGCGCUGCGUCGAGCUGGCAGACGACGACAUUGUAUCCUGUGCAAAAGUAGAGGUACCAUACUCGUAGUAAACGCAAUUAUGCAUUACAAAUUUUUUUCUUGAGGGAAAUCCGCAUUACAAAUUUUAUUUCUCACACUGAGAGACCGUGAGGGCCAAGAUCAAGAUGACACCGUGCGGACGACCACAGGGGGCCCGUCUAACAACAACAUGCUGAGGAAAUUUGUCAUGCAUUUAUAUUACGAGUACGAUAUUUUUGCUUUUGCACUUCAUACAUUGCGGCGUUUUACGAAGCAAAUGGAUACGUCUCUGACAGCGACGAGGAAGAGGAAUUUUUCCCGGACAUAGGACACGAUGAACAGUUUCGUGACGCAGACCACCACCCCGGCACUGGUUCCGUGGAUCAUGGCCCUCCGCUGGCCAAUACCGCACGGAAAAAAACACUGCUCGCGGACGCCCUGACCGUCCAUGAUUUCCACGACGAAGAUCUAGUGGACUGCGCGCUGGCGGACAAGAAAUCGGGACGGCACGAGGCGGCCAAGCGCUUGGGCUGCUUGGGAAACAAGAAGGGCACAAAGAUUUACUUCAACACCUGCGAGGAAGACGUGGCUGGGAAAACGCCUCUCGUGAGUGCGAACGACGAGGUGCGACGGUGGUCGGACAUCCAGAUGCUGCACCUCGAUCGCCCCGAGCUCGGGCGCAUGAUGGAGGUGAAAUUGGCGAAGUUUAGUUACGACACGCUCGCUAACUCCGUGUGGUCGAUUGUGGAUGGAGGAGGAGGUGACGAUCCGUACAAUUCCAGACAGCACUCGCAAGGAGGUGGCUCUUCCGUGGUGCAAAAGGGAACGACUUUUUCCAUUCUGCGAGUGGCCGCGUCGACGAAGGUCGACCGGGCCCUGGGAGAGCAACUAAAGCUAAUAUCGGAUGAAAUAAUUGGCAGUGAUGUUCUUCCCGGAGCAGGAGGAGCCGGAGCCAACACCAAGGAACUACUAGUAAACCACGGGAAAGAACAUGGAGAACAAACCAAGUUAAUCCUCGUGAACCGCAGCGUAAAAUCGCUGUGGGUCGGCGAGGUGGUGCCCUUCAACCACCCGGAGUUUGUCUCGCCGCCGCAUCGCUGUGCCGCUUUCUGGUCGGUAAAGUGUAUCGUGGUUCCAAUCCGGUGCGCCCUCACGUACGAGACACCGACGCUCCCAACGUCACCGAUAGGGUUAACUUCGAAUAUCAAAACAAGUCCACGAGGAGCAGGACAAAAGCCGUCUGGUGCUUCAGCAUCGGCGCGGAAAAACGGUGCAGAUGGUGUUGCGAUUGGACCUGCGAGUAGUUCUUCUACACCGAAGAAAACUACACUUCGUUCACCUGAACGGAAGAGCGAAGGUCCACCCGCGGGCUCCGCUGAUUCGGAUGAUGAUUUUGCCGCGAGUAAAGAAGGGAGUCGCGGCGGUGAUAAUCAAGGCAGUGUUAGCGCAUCUUCCGGCUCUUCGGCUGCUGAAGAUGGAGCAGUCGGUGGUCGAAGAGGUACUAGUCUGGAAUGUUCUUUACCUUCGUCCUCCUCAGACGACGACCAUGGGAUCAACUUUUGGCCAACCACGGACGAGGAAGAUGACAAAAACUUUGUACGGCAGAAGCGACAAAAGGGUAGUUGCGCUGCAGGUCGAGGACCAAAAAAUUCUUGGUCUUCCUCUGAUACAGAUACCGAUUACGGAUUCUUCCCGCCAACCACGGAUGAGGAGGAGAAAAGCGAGAUCGAAAUAAACACGAGGAAAGGUGGGAAACCAGCGGAAAAUAAAUCUCCAACUGCAUUUUGCGCCUCUUCGUGCUCUUCCGCAAGAGGAAAGCCUGCGGGAAGCGAACAGAGCGAGGAGCCGGCCCCGGGCGCAGCGGCAGCCGUGACAGCAGCCGAAGGGUCAUCGGGAAUUGCAUUGAAGGACUCGUCUGAAGCUGGCUCGUCGGCAUCCACCGCUGAAGACGAGAAAAGGCCCGUCGAUUAUGAUGAUGUUGAGGCGUCGCCGCCCUGUGCUGCCGAAGAUGUUGACCAGGUCGCGGACUGCUGCUCUGAUGGUGGCUCGUCUUUCCCCCCCAGCAAGUCCUCUUCGGAGUGCUCUGAGCAGGAAGAUGAUGCCAAGUCGGACACUUCAUCUUCGAGCCCCUCCGAUAGGGACGAAGCGGAAGUUCUUGCAGAGGUACGGGGGGCCCAACAAGAUGAUAAUCUGCUGCCUUCCAUUCCAGAGGAGAACACUAGCUCAGGUGACGCCAUCAAUGACAGGCGGGAAGCUGAACAGGAAAUCGUGGAAGAAGAUGCCGGUCAGGUUCUGCCCGACGAAGCAGCACCAACGACCUUGUGCAUUCCUGCUGCUCCGAUGGUAAACACCAGUGGAGAAAACAGAGAUCGCUCACCGCCUGCCAGCAACUCCGGAGGUUGUGAUAAUUUUCGGCGACGAAAGGACAGUUUUGCUUCAUCCAGCAGUCCCCCAUCAUCGUCCUCAAGCUCUUCUAGUUCUUCUUCGGACAGCGACAGCGACUCGGAUGCCAACAUGAGCAAGAUCACGAAGCGCAGCACGAAGAGCACUCCAAGAGGGCAAUCGGAAUCUCCGACCGGGAUGGCCAGUGAGUCUGGUAAGAACUUCUUGAAUCUUGCGUAUACAACCUGUAGCAGCUCGUUGUAGUCGGCACUUUUCCUCUACUUUUUCUUUUUCUUUUCUGUCUCUUUUGCGACUAAAUACUUGUUGUCCUCAAAUCUGCAUUGCUAUUAUGAGGAGCGGGGAUGAUUUUAAUGUUGUGUUUUCAGCAUCUUCAAACCUGCAUCGAUAUUAUGUGAAGCGGGGAUGAUGUUCAUGUUGCGGUUAAAAACUUGCAAUUUCACCUGAAGUCCAAAGUAGCGCCAGGCACACCACGCUAUACGUCAAAAUUCCAGAUGCAAACAACUGUUUCUCAAAACAGAAACCCGAAAAACCCCAGUCCGCAGCCCAACUGGCCGGGAUGUGUCGAAUUCUUCGAAGGCAGAUGACCUGCAACAGCUGCAGAACCAACUCGAGGAAGAGGAAUUGAACCAACGCAUACAGCAGCAGAAAGAGGCCAAGAUAGUGCCGUGCCAGUGCCCGCGGCGCGACCUUGGCUGGCACAAUCUGAACUGUCAUUUGGAAGACUAUUUUGCACCCUCAUCCUGCCUGAACUGCGGUUCCCGGGACCACCGCCUGAUCGAUUGCCGGGUCCCGAUUCGCGCGUCCGGCAAGAAGGGCUUUUCGGUGCGGGAAGCCAAUCGUUUGCGCACGCUGCAGCGGAACAAGUUAGCGAGCCGCGCACGAGCGGAGGGGGCCAAGUGCCCGAACUGCCAGACCCCGUUUUGCUCUUUGGAAGAUUGUCCGCAGAAGUGCACCGACAAAAAACUCCGCCCCCAACAGUUACAACUCUGGUUCAUGCGGGCGCAUCGCCAGGAGAACAGUGACGCUCGGACCGUAGCCAGAAAAAAGGGUGGCGCCGCGGGGGUGGUGCUACAAGCAGAUGGAAAUCUGGAUCCUGCGGCAGCUUCAACUCGGGAAAAACCGAACGCGGAAUCACUCUACCCUCCGACGGCUGACGAACUGCGAGAUUUUCUGCUCUGGGACCAGGCUCAAUUCGACUGUGAAAAUGACGGGGGCCGGAUCCUUCGCGCGGCAAACUUUUCGAAUACCCGGAAGUGCAACUUCUGCGAGCACUAUGGGCACACCGAAGAGCACUGCAAGAAUCGGAAGCGCGCACUGGACGCUUGGGUCUUGCGCCACGGCUUGCCGCGCCGCGAUCUGGACAGCUGGAACAAGAAUGGGGCCUUCGCGGUGAACCAAUUUCGCAAACCCAGUCUGGAAGAAGAGUACGGGUCCAACCUGUGGCUCAGGCUCGACAACAACGACGAAAUGUCCAUCUACGAAGCAGACCAAAACCCCGCGGAAAAUGAGCACGUGCAUGUGCCCGUCUACCAGGCCUUUCGACUUCCGAAACGACCACCUGGUGAGCGGUCGUUGGAAGACCCAUACAUUCGGAAGGAAGUGGAGGGACCAUCAGCAUCUUCCUCGGAUCGUGAAGAAGGAGCCGACGUGCCGCAUGGAACUGCCAGCAGCUCCAGCUCUACCCUUCUUGCCGGAACAACUGUGCCGCAGAAAAAGCAUCUCGAGCUUGCUAGUAUUCAAUCCACGACUGGUACAUCACAGGCGGGAGGAGAACUGGUCGAGAAAAAGUCUUUCACGAUUGUCUCGAUUCAGGUGUAUCACAGUGUGGGCGACGCUUUCACUUUUCACCCCCUGACGAAGGACUUCACCCUCCUGGUGGAGUUGUACGAUAAAAUGUGGAAGAUCAAGCAAAGGAAAAUGACUCCUUCGUCCCAGCAGCGCCUGGCCCUGGCGGAUCAGCAUUGUGGUGUGCAGGAAGUGGCGGAGCAGGUGCCCCAAGAAGGAGCUGAAGAGGACAAAGAAGCAGAUGCUACUGGUCAACAAGCGGCUCUUUCUACUCGCACUGGUAGUGUCGCUCCUUCAGAGUGGGUUGAAGGUGAAAAUGGAAAUGUCGUAGCGCAACGUCAAGCUCGAACUGGGGAGAACACCCUCUCCGCGACGGUGAUCGAUGAUCUGCAAGCCCGGUUGCACAACGCGUUUUCCCCCAUAAGCGAGGUUGACGGGCACCUGGGGCGCCGCAUCGAGGAGAACCGGCACACAUUUUCCAUGCGGGGAAAUCUGGGCUUUCACAAGUGCAAAAACCAGUGGAGCAGCGGGAUACAGGGUACCUGGAACAUCGCGGGCCCCGAGGCGCGGAUGCUGCUGGAACUAUCUCGGAUGUACCAGACCCCCAUCGACGUGCUCUUGCAAGGCAUUCUCGCGGUCUCGGAGGCGCGGGCCGGGGCACAGGAAAUUGUACUGAUCUGUAGUUCGCUGACUGUUUUGUAAAUUCUGAUUUCAUCACGGGGACCUGUUUCUGUUUAUUUCGGUAUAAAGUAGUGGAAGGACACGUAGAUGAAGACGCGCGACAAGCAGAUCGAUGUACUUCUAUGAGCCGCUGCUGCUGCUACUCAAGAUUUUCAUAGAAAAGUUGUUUCAACAUUUGCUUCAGGUAAACUGGACGUUCUUCGUUUUCCAGAGGGACGGCGACGAAGACGCCAAGCGGGUUGGCCUGUACGCAGACUACCGUGACUUGACACUUCAAGUGCCCCACGACUCCGCGACGGUGUGGGGGACCAUCCAAACGCUUUACACCAAAAUCAAGCACCGCGAGUGGCGGCUGUUCAACCCGAUGCAGUUCGAGGAGCAGACCGUGUGUAACGUGACUCUCCUGGAUUCCACGCCGCGCGGCAGCCGCCCGGGGCAGUGGCAGCGGCUGGAGAUGGACUUCAAGGUCCCCCCCGGCGAGCCGGGCGGCGUGCGCAAGAACUUCCGCCGUGAUAAGCAUUGCAAACUUCGUCCCUGGAUGUCCCGAAGGAUGCAAGAAACCUGUGAUGCGGAUUUUCGAACAAGUGAAAAUCUGUGUUGCGCAGGCAGCAACAGGUGUCCGAUUUUUGUCUUCAUCACGCGAAUGCAUUUCUAAUGUGCGGACUAGGCAUGGAGUUGGAGUAGAUGGCUUCUCCAGGGAAUUUGUCAUGCUCUGUGCGCAUUUUGGAAAGAAAAAGACCUUCUUCCAGAUGGAAAAACAAAAACGAUCACAUGACGAGUUAGAGUUAAAGUUUCUGUGCUCUUCUUGCCGACCUCCUUCCAGCAGACAUAGUAUUUGUAUUGCAUACUUGAUCUCGAUGAACAGACGGAGAUGGAAAACCUGCUGAAGGUGAACAUCCACCAGGACGCCGAGACCCUUUGGCGGAUCGACAUUCGCAUGGACAACCGGAAGGCGGGCAAAAGCAACUCCGAAUUCGAGGCCGUUGCGUGGAUGACCCGGUUCGAGAUUGCGAUGCGAGAUUGCUUUCGCGCCCUGGUCUGCGACCCUGCGAUGCCGGUCCACAAGGUGUACAGCCGCGUCGAGUCGGAGCCCUGGUUCCAACCGCCCGAGCGGAUUCCUUUGAUCUGCAACGACGACGACUGGAAGUGGCGAGAGAAAAAAUUUUGCGAAAUGUACCGAAAUUAUCCUGUUGUGAAGCCCCAUCCCGGCCAGUCACCCCAGCACUCAUCUGGUGAGGCCUUUCUGUAGUCAGAACGUCGUGUCAUGGCAAAAUCUUAUACUGUGGAGUCCUAGUUCUUAAGAUCGUUUUCGUAUAUUUAUAUUCAGAAUUUGUAAAAAACCUUUUCGGCAAGGUAGUGGGUUGUGGAUAAAGCUCCUUAUUUUGAAAGCAGGAGCUGAAAUUUCUGCUUCCUGAAAGAGGAUAUGAAGAAACCCCUACGAGAUUAUUUCUAUUUAGGGUCUACUGACAAAUGGGGCGGGGGCUGCUGGCGCAAACUUUUACCUCUCUUCCAUAAUGCCCACCUCGGGAAGCUGCAGCGAGGACUUGCGGAGUUGGGUGAAGUGAAGCGAGAGCUUGCAGCGCUGAAGGGAGCUGAUGCGUCGUGA